Erythranthe guttata (spotted monkey flower) is the source of this 1935-nucleotide messenger RNA. It is a transcript of the gene MED8, whose product is annotated as mediator subunit 8. Lineage: Eukaryota; Viridiplantae; Streptophyta; Magnoliopsida; Lamiales; Phrymaceae. The record is from RefSeq and is a predicted model, not a curated record. Gene Ontology annotation, cellular component: mediator complex.
AACUAAAUAAUUAGUUAAUUAGUACUUGAUUAUUUAGUUUUAAAAUUUUAAUUAAUUGGUUGGAAAAAAGAGUACUCACAAGCCCGAGCACUGACAACUUUUGCCUCCGGCGGAGCUCUGACAGAAUUGUAAUGGCAGCCAUGGAAGGAGUGACGAUGGCCGGAGCCCAAGACCAGCCGCCAAAGGUGGUCGAGCGUCUGAAUCCGGCGGUUCAGCAGCAGCUCAACCUCGAUUCCGUCAAGACUCGCGCUAUCAGCCUCUUCAAAGCCAUCUCCCGUAUCCUCGAAGAAUUCGACGUCAUAGCCCGCACAAAUGCCGUCCCCAAAUGGCAAUAUGUAUUGGGGCAGUUCUCGAUGGUAAAUCUAGAGCUUUACAAUAUCGUUGAAGAUAUUAAGAAUGUGUCUAAAGCUUUUGUUGUGCAUCCUAAGAAUGUCAAUGCUGAGAAUGCUACAAUCCUGCCUGUUAUGCUGUCGUCUAAGCUUUUACCCGAAAUUGAGGUGGAGGACAACGUCAAGAGAGAACAGCUGUUACAUGGUAUGCAGAUUCUGCCAGUGGCUGCACAAAUUGAAAAGCUAAAGACUAGGAUUGAUAUGAUUGGAGCAGCCUGUGAAAGUGCUGAAAAGAUCAUAGCUGAUGCACGUAAAGCCUACUUUGGUACGCGACAGGGCCCAACACUUCUCCCAACCGUUGACAAGGUUCAAGCUGCAAAAAUACAAGAACAAGAAAAUUUACUUCGAAGUGCUGUCAAUCAUGGUGAAGGGUUAAGAAUGCCUGGAGACCAAAGGCAAGUAACAUCUUCACUUCCAAUGCAUUUGGUAGAUGUACUCGCUACUAAUGACACUACACAGACUUUCCCGGAUUCGUCUGGGAUGUACCAGAAGGGAACACCUCCACUUUUGACAACUGCCGGUAAUAACAGUCAGGGUUCUUUGUUACAGGUUUCUGGAGCACAAUUUGGAAGAGCAGCAGCUUCGCCUUCUGGUGCUACUGGGAGCACUUCUUUUGAUAAUACGACAGCAUCUCCUCUGCAAUAUGCCAACUCGCCCAGAUCCGGUGCAAAUAUCAUGAACAUGCCAUCUCCUCAACAACAACAGCCACAACAACUACAGCAACAUCAGCAACAACAGAGGCAGAAAAUGAUGCAGCAACAACUUUUAAAUCAACAGCAGCUAAGAGGAUCUUCAAUGCCUUCUCUGGGACAGAGCCAACUACCACAGUUGCACGACAUGACGAGCCAGGCACAACAAAAGUUUCAGUCGCAGAUGCAAGGUCAACAUCAUGUGCAGUUUUCUCAGCCAUUGUCAGCUCAGCAACUACAAGGUAGACAGCUUGCAUCCAGUGCAAUGCAUAUGGGUCAAAACCAACUAAACCAAGGAAACCAGCUGAAUCGUCAAUUAAAUCAGUUCUCUAGCCCAGCAAAUAGUGCUAUAUUUAAUGCUGCUCAGACGACACCAGCCUCGCAGAUGAUACCUAACAUGUCAGCUAUGAUGCCUUCACAAUCAAUUCUUCCAAGAAUGCAGUUUGGAAUAUCUGGUGGCAAUCGGACUCUGCCUGCUCCAAGUCUGAGUGACCAGAUGUAUAACAUGGGAGCAGCAAAUGCGGGUGGUAUGAUGCCCAUCCAACAACAGCAACAGCAGCAACAGCAACAGCAACAAGGUGCUUUUGGGAACAUGUCACAAAACACACCACAGAAUAUACAAUCCAAUAUGCUACCUAUGCAAAACACUUCUCAGAAUCAUCCCAACUUUCAGCAGCAGAGACAACAAAACCAGCAGUGAUGAUAAUUGUUUGAACAAUAUUGAUAUGCCAUUUCUAAUAUGAUAUGUUGUACUAUUUUAUCAAGUAGGUUACUUCAAUGUUUCUUGACAGAACUAGAAACAGAGGAAUUACGUGUAUAUACUGAUGACAGUUAUGGGAAUCACUCUUCUUUCUUUU